Molecule: messenger RNA, 2927 nt
Organism: Lingula anatina
Lineage: Eukaryota; Metazoa; Brachiopoda; Lingulata; Lingulida; Lingulidae
Product: sodium-coupled monocarboxylate transporter 1
Biological process (GO): sodium ion transport; transmembrane transport
Cellular component (GO): membrane
Molecular function (GO): symporter activity
Source: RefSeq, a predicted model, not a curated record
CGAGUCGUACGCUUAGUCGGACGGCAGGCUGUAUGUAUUUGUAUUGUAGAAUAGAUGUGCAGCCACUGUGUAAUCUUUUGCUUACACGCAAGUGCGGCCUGCUGGGGACUAUACACAUAUGGAGGUGAAGGUGCAUUUAUUUUGUGUGGAGUUUUGAAAUGCAAGGGACGGUAGAGGCGGGCAGUAAUGCGAAGAUAGCUUAAGAUCUAAUCAGUAAACUUCUUCAGCAAAAGACCAGAAUUCAACAUGCCGCAGGCUCAGGUGAACACUUUCGGACCCGUGGACUACGUGGUGUUUGCUGGGACUUUGGUUGUCUCUGCCAGCAUAGGUAUAUACCAGGCGUUCACCGGCGGACGUCAGAAAACAACAGAUGAAUUUUUGAUGGCCAACAGAAAGAUGGGGGCAAUACCCGCAGCCAUGUCUUUGCUGGCCAGUUUCAUGUCCGCCAUAACAUUGCUAGGGACUCCGAAAGAGAUGUACGUUUACGGGACUCAGUAUUUGUGGAUAGCCUUUGGUUAUGUUUUAGUCAUGCCUGUUGCUGCGCACAUAUUUCUACCAAUAUUCUUCCGAUUAAGAGUAACCAGUGCUUACGAGUAUCUCGAGAUGCGUUUCAACAAAGCGGUGCGUGUAGCCGGAUCUCUCACUUUCAGCCUACAGAUGAUCCUAUAUAUGGCAAUAGUUUUAUACGCACCGUCUUUAGCAUUAGAACAAGUGACUGGUUUGAAUCGCUGGAUUGCCGUUGCUUCAGUUGGCGUCGUCUGCGUCUUCUAUACCAGUAUUGGCGGGAUCAAAGCUGUAAUGUGGACAGACACAUUCCAAGUCUGUAUGAUGUUUGCCGGACUGCUAGCUGUGCUCAUCCAGGGAUCCAUAGGAGUCGGAGGAUUCGAGAACGCUUGGAGAAUUAACAUUGAAGGAGAGAGAAUAAAUUUCCUCGAUUUUAACCCAGAUCCCCGUGAGCGGCAUACAGUGUGGACGUGUGUAUUUGGCGGGUUCUUUACCUGGUUGGCUGUGUACGGUGUUAACCAGGCUCAGGUACAGAGAGCACUCACAGUGGUCGACCUCAGGAGAGCCCAGAUAGCCAUGUGGAUAAACGUGCCAGGUCUGAUCGCCAUUUUGAUCAUCAGCGCCAUGUCCGGUAUACUGAUCUAUGCCCACUACUUCGACUGUGACCCAAUGACAAAUAAAGACAUUUCUAAUUUAGAUCAGUUACUGCCGCUGUUCGUGAUGGAUAAACUGGCCUUCGUGCCUGGUUUACCUGGCCUUUUCACUGCCUGCCUCUUCAGCGGAGCGCUCAGCACCUUAUCGUCUGGUCUGAACAGUUUGGCAACAGUCUGCACGCGUGAUCUGUUCCAGGAAUUCUGCUGUAAACAUAUGUCCGACAGUAGAGCGACUUUGACGUCUAAAAUCAUGUCUUUGGUAUUCGGUUGUAUCGUAAUCGGCUUGACAUUCGUGGCGUCUCAGUUAGGGGGUGUGCUGCAGGCUGCUCUUGCGUUGUUUGGUAUGAUCGGUGGUCCUCUACUAGGAGUGUUUACUCUGGGAGUUCUUUUUCCUUGGGCUAACUGGAAGGGUGCGAUAACCGGUCUUGUCACCAGUCUUCUCCUCACCUUCUGGAUCGGUAUCGGCGCCCAGAUCUACAAACCCGCCGUCUGGAAAGCGCCUGUAUCCAUCUUAGGUUGUAAUGCUGUGAAUGAAACGGUUUCCAAUAUGACAACUGCUGUUAUGAUCAAUGUGACACCUAUGACCACGGCAGCACCUUAUGAUCCCCCGCUGAAUGGCCUGUACAACUUGUCGUACCUGUGGUACAGUGGUUUUGGAGUACUGGUGGUUGUGGUGGUUGGAAUGGUUGUCAGCGCCAUUACAGGGUUCACUGACACGACCAUGUUAGACUACAGGCUGAUAUGUCCAAUAUUUGAUGUCAUGUUUUGCUGCUUUCCAAAGUCUUUUCGUCAAGCGCUUCGCUGUGGAGUACACCAUGAUACGACCAAAUUUCAUUAUUGCUGUGUAUGUAAAGACGUGGACAAAGAAGACAUCUCAGCUGAAGCUAUCACCGCUGCCGAACUUGGUGAAACUAAAGAUGACGGUUUUGACAAUGAAGCCAUGAAAACGAAAGAGCUGGAGGCCAAUCAGACUAAUGGAAUAAAAAAUGACAAUGCUUUAGAUUUAAAGAAAGAGACCCAAAUAUAAUCUGAUCAUCAAAGCCGUACUUAUUUUGGAUAAGAAUUUCACGUGACGUUACAUUUUUUCAAUCAGCAGCUGAUAUUGAAAUUGUUAACCUCCAAUAUUUCUUGAUGAAGAUGCUCUAGACAGACAUCAAAAUAUAGACAAGGUAAACAAAUUUUAUAUUAGCUGUUGUUUGAAGAAAAUUACUUUACUCCUACUUACCGUGGUAUAUUGAAUAUAAUGCAUUCAAAUUUAUCUCAGGGUAAUCUCUCAAGGCUCAGGUAGACAGUAAAACAACUGUCCACAAUGCAUGCGCAUACUUUGUAUAUUAUGAUUUAAAGAUAUUCGUAUAACCAAACACCAGUGUUACUCAGAGACGAUCAUAUAGUGCAUGUACAUGUAUAACCGACCAAGUUUGUUAUGUUAGUAUAGUGCAUUGGAGAUCGCUUUUAUUUGAUGAGGCAGUUAACGAAACAAUUACGUAUAUUGAAUACAUUAAGUGUGCUAUAAAGAAAUUUUAUUACUUCAUUAUUUUAUGGCACACUUGGAGAGUUGAAAACGUAAGAGUAAACACGCAUCUAUUUAUUUUUGUUAGUAAAUAAGAAGAUUGUUAGCAUUACAAACAUCACCAAUGAUCGUGUGAAAAACGUAAGCCGUACUUCUUUUUUUUAACAUGAAAAACAAAAUUCAAUCAUUUCAUGAUUGUGCAACUUCUCUGAACAUAUUGAAAACGCGAAGCACGGACUUUGUUGCAAGAUGAUCAUAAA